AUGCCGCUGACCGAGCCGUGGAGCAAAAAGCACAAGCGGCUUACCCGCGCCAGUUCUGGCGGCGUGCGCUUCAGCCUGAGCAACUCAUUCGCUCAGCCCACCAGUCACAGCGAGUUGCUACGGCUCACACGCGAGAGAGGCGACCACGCGCUGCUGGAGGCGUUUGAGACGCACGACCUGACCUACACGCCAAAUGGAGGUAGCUUGGAUCUGCGGGAGGAGGUGGCGGCCCUGUACGGCUGCCAUAUCGGCGUAGAGAACGUCCUCGUCUUUGCCGGCUGCCAAGUCGCUCUCCAGACGGCUGCCUUUGCCCUCACAAACAGUCACACGCACGCCAUCGUCUUCAACCCAGCAUAUCAAUCCACCGCCGAGACGCCGCUGCAUGCUGGGAGCCAGGUCACGACCCUUCCUCUCCGCGCGUCAAAGGGUUGGCAGCUUGACGUCACCGAGGUCAAGGCCGCCAUCCGAGACAACACCAGGUACAUCAUCGUGAACCAGCCGUACAACCCCGCCGGAGUGCUGAUGAAGCGCGAGACGCAGCGAGAGCUCGCGGCGUUGGCGAGAGCUCAUGGCAUCUACAUCCUCUCGGACGAGGUCUACCGGCUGCUCGAGCACGACCCGAAGGACAGAUUGCCGGCCAUGGCGGACCUGUAUGAGCGUGGUCUCAGCGCCGUGACUCUCUCCAAGCCGUGGGGCGCGUGCGGCGUCUCAAUCGGCUGGCUCGUCUUCCAGGACCUUACUAUCAAGCAGCGCCUGGUGGACGUGCAAUACUUUGGCACCGCAUGCUGCAGCCGGGCGAGCGAGCUGCAGGCCAUCAUGUGCCUCCGGGCGAGCGACACGAUCCUGCAGCGCAACCUGGCCAUCAUUCGGCGUAACUUUGGCCUUCUGGAGGCCUUCAUCCUCCGCAACGGCGACCUCUUUAGUUGGGAGCUUGCGGACGCGGGCAUCGGCAUCAAGCCCGCCUACUGCUUCAGCGACGUGGUGACGGAGGACCUCGACUACUUCCGCGUGGGAUACGGCGAGGAUGUGUUCCCUGACGCCCUCGAGGCGUUGCAGCUGUUUGUGGACGAGCACCGCAAAGAAUCGCAAGGGCUAUACGAAGCCACGACGAAGGUCGAAGCCUUCACGCACGCUCCAAAAGGGGCGCGCGCGGAUCUCUGUCGCAUUUAA
Molecule: messenger RNA, 1170 nt
Organism: Emiliania huxleyi CCMP1516
Lineage: Eukaryota; Haptophyta; Isochrysidales; Noelaerhabdaceae
Exons: 3
Coding region: 1-1170 (389 amino acids)
Biological process (GO): biosynthetic process
Molecular function (GO): pyridoxal phosphate binding
Source: RefSeq, a predicted model, not a curated record